Psammomys obesus (fat sand rat) is the source of this 2821-nucleotide messenger RNA. It is a transcript of the gene Klhl6, whose product is annotated as kelch like family member 6. The record is from RefSeq and is a predicted model, not a curated record. The coding region runs from base 1 to 1866 and encodes 621 amino acids. Gene Ontology annotation, biological process: germinal center formation; B cell receptor signaling pathway. NCBI's taxonomy places the organism in Eukaryota, Metazoa, Chordata, Mammalia, Rodentia, Muridae. The transcript is spliced from 7 exons. Gene Ontology annotation, molecular function: protein binding.
AUGUUGAUGGCAGGACAAAGAGGCGCCUGUACCAUGAGUGAUGUGGUAGAAAGGAGCCUAGAAGGACCCUUAGCACUCACUACAGACACGUCCUCCCAGAAAAGGGGAGACCUGGUGGAAAUAUUAAAUGGGGAGAAGGUAAAAUUUGACGACACCAGACUCUCCUUAAUUCUCCAGAGCGGCCUGGAGACCCUUCGAGAAGAAAACGCUUUGACAGAUGUCGUCUUGUGUGUGGACAUUCAGGAAUUUUCUUGCCAUCGCGUGGUGCUUGCUGCGGCCAGCAACUAUUUCAGGGCCAUGUUCUGCAACGACUUAAAGGAAAAGUAUGAGAAGAGGAUCAUUAUUAAAGGGGUGGAUGCUGAGACCAUGCACACUCUUCUGAACUACACAUACACAAGCAAGGCUCUGAUCACCAAGCAGAAUGUUCAGCGGGUUCUGGAGGCUGCCAAUCUUUUUCAGUUUCUGCAGCUGGUGGAUGCUUGUGCCAGUUUUCUCACAGAAGCCUUGAACCCAGAAAAUUGUAUUGGAAUACUAAGGCUGGCCGACACUCACUCCUUGGACAGUUUAAAGGUGCAAGUUCAAAGUUACAUCAUCCAAAAUUUUGUUCAGAUACUGAACUCCGAGGAGUUCCUUGAACUUCCUGUGGACACCUUGUACCAUAUCUUGAAGAGUGACGACCUUUGUGUGACCGAGGAGGCGCAAGUGUUUGAGACUGUGAUGAGCUGGGUCCGGCACAAACAAUCAGAACGACUCUGCCUGCUCCCCUGUGUCCUCGAGAACGUGCGCUUACCACUUCUGGAUCCAUGGUACUUUGUGGAUACGGUCGAAGCAGAUCCUCUCAUUAGACAAUGCCCUGAAGUCUUUCCGCUGCUUCAGGAAGCCAGGAUGUACCACCUUUCUGGCAAUGAGAUUAUUUCAGAGCGCACCAAGCCCAGGAUGCAUGAGUUCCAGUCUGAGGUAUUCAUGAUCAUUGGCGGGUGUACAAAGGACGAACGAUUUGUGGCAGAGGUAACCUGCCUUGACCCCCUGAGGCGCAGCCGCCUGGAGGUGGCCAAGCUCCCACUGACGGAGCAUGAGCUGGAGAGUGAGAAUAAGAAGUGGGUGGAGUUCGCAUGCGUGACAUUAAAAAAUGAGGUCUACAUCUCAGGUGGCAAAGAAACACAGCAUGAUGUCUGGAAAUAUAAUUCUUCAAUCAACAAAUGGAUUCAGAUUGAAUAUUUGAACAUAGGCCGCUGGAGGCAUAAGAUGGUUGUAUUGGGUGGCAAAGUCUAUGUAAUUGGGGGUUUUGAUGGCUUACAAAGAAUCAACAAUGUGGAGACUUAUGACCCCUUCCACAACUGUUGGUCAGAGGCUGCACCCCUCCUUGUCCAUGUCAGUUCCUUUGCAGCCACUAGCCAUAAGAAGAAGCUGUAUGUCAUUGGAGGAGGACCCAAUGGGAAGCUGGCCACAGACAAGACUCAGUGUUAUGAUCCUUCCACCAAUAAAUGGGUCUUGAAGUCUCCCAUGCCAGUAGAGGCUAAAUGCAUCAAUGCAGUGAGUUUCCAGGAUCACAUCUAUGUUGUUGGCGGUGCCAUGAGAGCGCUCUACGCCUAUAGUCCCCUGGAGGACAGCUGGUGUCUGGUGACACAGCUCAGUCACGAGCGAGCCAGCUGUGGCAUUGCUCCCUGCAACAACAGGCUGUACAUCACCGGCGGGAGGGACGAGAAGAAUGAGGUCAUUGCCACUGUGCUCUGCUGGGACCCUGAGGCUAAGAAGCUAACAGAGGAAUGUGUCCUGCCACGAGGGGUUUCUCACCACGGCAGUGUCACCAUCAGGAAGUCAUACACUCACAUCCGGAGGGUUGUGCCUGGAGCAGUGUCUGUGUGACUGCAAAGGGAAUCAGCAAACGGCCUCUGGAGUCCCUGAGCACGGAGUCUGUACCCAAGCUUGCUCAGGUCCCUCAUGAGCCGUAGGCUUGACUGGGGUUUAAGGCUCAUCAUGAGGCGCCCAGGAAGCUGUAAAAUGUGUGAGACCAGCUGGGAAUGCUUAUGCACCCUACCUCAGGAAGAAGGGGAAUGCUUAACAUUCCGUACACGCCUGUGCCCUGCACUUAGCCAUACUAAUUCACUUAACUAUGGUAAUGGCCUGCUGCCAGAUCCUAGCCCGCCUGUCUUAGAAGCAGGGAAAAAGAGUUUCAGACAGGCCAGCUUUCAGCAGGUCACUCAGGAAGCAGGUAGCUCAGCCAGAGUAAACCCAGCCAACCCCAGACUUGGCUAGUGUCUCCUUCUGGCAAGUUGGCUAAAGACGGGAAUGAAGGUGUUUGUCUGCUGCCUUCCUUUUAUUCCUUGUACAUAAACCACAGGAGAACCCUGGUCUUGGAGCUUUUUAGGUCACUUGUACCAAGAGCAUCUCCUAUGAUCUCCCACUGGACCAGUCAGUUGGGACUAGUCUGGGCCAGCCCAUUGAUUUCGAAAAAGGUGAAAGAUAUGUCCUGUUUCCCCUCACAUCGUAAUUGUUGCUUCUGAUUAUAGCGUAUACCAUUUUGGACUAGAACUCUCACUUCCAGUUAGUGGCUGGGGUGGCUCAGUGGAUAAAGCACUGUGCAAGACCAGUGUUAGGAGCCCUAGAUCUACAUGAAAGCUGAGUAGGCAGGGAUUCUCCAGGUCAAGCUGGGCAGUUAGUCAGAGUUGGUUACUCUAGUUCAUCACGAGAUCCUGCCUCAGGGAAUGAAAAUGGAGAGUGAUCGCUGGGAAAGUGAGGGUUCAGCACAUAAAAGUGAAGAAUGACUGAGGAAGUCAUUUGACGUCAACAUUGGGUCUUCACACUUGUGAACACACAUACA